Messenger RNA from Bemisia tabaci, 3863 nucleotides. Lineage: Eukaryota; Metazoa; Arthropoda; Insecta; Hemiptera; Aleyrodidae. The record is from RefSeq and is a predicted model, not a curated record.
UCUCAACUAACCAUGUCGAUCUCGACCUCCGUGCGGUGGUAGUUCAAGUCACUCAAACCUCCUCGUUUACCGCUCCUCGAGAAGGUUCAGGUUCGAAUCCCUCGUUCCUCGCGUUCGGUCCGCGGUGAUAUCGACGAGUGUGUGUCAAGUGUUUGUGAAGUCACCUAGGAUGAGUGUGUCCCGUUGAUGGAGGGAGUUGCGAUGACAUAGAGCUUGGGCAAGAAUGGGCACCGUUCUGAGCUUCAGUCCGCGGGAGAGGCGGCCAGUAUACACGACGACGAGUCACAGCAUGCCGGGCGGGCCGGGGGAGCUGACCCUCAACAACCUGGCCUACGAGCACCUCAACAACGUGAAGAACAUGAACCAGGCGCUGGUCCCCUCGGUGAACAACAUCAACAACAACAACAUAAACAAUGAGAACAUCAAGAUCCUCUCGGAGAAGAACGCCCUGGACAAGAGCUUCAAGAAGCACUCGCUCUUCAUAAACGCCCUCAGCUGGAAGCGGUUCUCGACGGCCAACAACAACAAGAAGAAGCUGGACAGCAAGAACAAGAACCUGACGCUCACUUACCGGCCGCCGCUCAACGACAACGUGAACCCGAUCAUCAUGGACAAGAACAAGAACAUCCAGAAGUCGGGCACCAUCUCCUGCUACUACCCGGUCGUCAAGAGCGCCACCACGGCCUGCAUCUCCAGCAGCGUCACCCUCGACCUCACCACAUGCCCGCCCCCGCCGCCCUCCAACAUCAACAACAACAAAGACACUAGCAAUAACAACAACAAUAACAACAACAACCACUCGAAUUCCAACCGCAAUAACAAUAACAACAUCAAUAGUAGUAACAAUAACAAUAACAUCAACAGUAACAAUAACAAUAAGAGUAGUAAUUUUAGUGAGAAGUUAGCGCCCAAGCAGAUCCUAGUGCCGGCCCCGACCAACACGUGCACGUCCCAGUUGCUCCCCAAAAAGACGGUCAUCCAGGCCUCCACCUCGGAAUUGCUCAAGUGUUUAGGAAUCUGUCUGCAUAUCAAGUGCCACCGACUCAAAGACUUCCAGGCCGCUGACGCCAUCAUGUGGCUCAGGACCGUCGACAGGAGUCUCCUCCUUCAAGGCUGGCAGGAGGUGGCGUUCAUAAACCCGGCGAACGUGGUGUUCGUCUACAUGCUCAUCCGGGAGCUGGUCGACGGCGAGGCCGUCCGCUCGUGCGCCGAGCUCCAAGCGGUGGUGCUCACCUGCCUCUACCUCUCCUACUCUUACAUGGGCAACGAGAUCUCCUACCCUCUGAAGCCCUUCCUCGUGGAGGAGUGCAAGGAGAACUUCUGGAACCGCUGCUUGUCCAUCAUCGACUCCCUCUCCGGGAGCAUGCUCCGCAUCAACUCCGAGCCGGCCUUCUUCACCGAGGUCUUCACCGAGCUCAAGGCCUUCGGCACGUCCCAAGUCCACCAGGUCACCGCUCCGGCUUGACCGGCCCCGACCCCCAAGCCCGAGGCCCCGCCCCCCGGGCCCCCGAGGCUCCGCCCCCCGGAGGCCCCGCCCCCCGCAGCCCCCGUCCUCGUCAAGAUCAACCUCGCCAGGGUUUCCGACCAGUUCACCACCGCCCUCUAGCCCCGCCCGAGGCUCCAUUCAGCCUCCUUCUAAGACCUUAGAUGCAAAAUCUCAUUCAAAUUAAUGAAAUUCAAUUUCACAAUGGUAAUUCAUAUUUUCUGAAACUUCGUUCCUAUUGAUACGAGUCUCAAAUACUAGAGGCUCGUGUUCAUCAGUAUUUCUUCAUAACAACUUCUUGCAAGAUAUUUUCAGCUAUAAAGAGUCGACCGGAAAAUUUAAGAGUAAACAAAAUGCGAGGAUAGGAUCUCUUCUGAGCGUUCUUCGGCAACUUGAAAAACUCGUGUGGUUUGGCAAUUCCAUUUAUCCGGGGAAGUGGUCAACUAGUCAUGCUAUCGUGCUUUCCUCUCGUAAUCUUCUUGAUGUCUACGGGUACCUAUCAGCUGGACGAUUUUGUUGAAAUUCCUCAAAAUUUUCAGUGAAUUUUUUAAAAUAAAGAUAUAUAUAGUUCGAGUAUUCAUAAAAACUCUGCCAACAUCGGUUAAGGGCAUCAUCCUACCUAUUUCUAUUCCGCACGUGUGACAAACGAGGAAAAGAGAUUCAAUCGCAGAAUCAAAUGAAGGAAAAUGACAAUACAUGAUUAGGUCUUUUUAUGUUUCACGCGGAAAAAAUUAUAUAGUUCUAAGCACUAACUGUUUAGAUCAAAUGUAGAUCAUAAUCAGUAACGCUAGUAUGGCAGUAGCACUGAGCCCUAAAACUUUAGGGUCCAGCCCUACAGACUGUAGGUCUCAGCAGUAUUGCCAUAUCAGCUUGCUCCAUUUGAUCUAAACAGUUAGUGCUCAGCACUAUAUCGUUUUUUCCGUGUUUUUUUUUUUGUUCGAGUUGCAUACCCAGUCCCUGAAAUGAAUAUUUCGCAUUAUCGUAAUUUGCACAACAUCACAAAAUUUCACGGCAAUUGUCUAUCUUUUAGAGACUCCUCCUAUUUUUAGCACCCUGACCAGAGGGCAACCCUUUCUAAAAGGAGGUCAGCGCGCGGUAAGCGGUCGUACGUGAGGGCACAGCGAGGGGUUGAUAAAUGACUUUUGGGGACGGGUCGCACGGGAAUCGGCACCCGAAAGCCACAACCAUGCAAAACAGCCCGGAGACGGGGUGAAAUCGGAAGAGGGGGGGAGGGGGGUCGUGUCGCGUUUGACGUGUUGAAAUGCGGACAAUGGUAUGUACAUCGAUUCCGAAGUCGUAAUAGCGCACGGACGAUGCGGAUGACGUCAUGCCGGGUCGCAACCCGGAUGUUUCCGUCACCAGCCGCCAGGUGGCACGAGGGUCGGGAAAACAGAGCUGGAAUGACAUGGAUGAUUAUUUCGAAAUAUUCUGGAUUGAUGUUCAUUUCAUCGUAUCGUAAUUUUUUAGGGGUGCUCCUUGGGGGAAGUUUACGGAAAACCCCACAGUGAAUCCCUUCAGAACCGCUACUUGUCAUAUCACGGGGCGUUCAUAAACUGGACGUAGUUCUGCUAAACGGAACUGUGUGCAUUAAGACAUGAGCCGGUGAGCCCUCCGAUCCAUAAGGAUACAAGCGUAACUGGGCUCACGUCAUAAUGCACAUAGUUCCGCUUGGCAGAAAUACAACCAAUUGUGCAAUGCACUUUUUUUGGCAAUUCGACCCCUCCUCCCUCCCACCUCUUUUUAACGCUUCGUAACGUACCUAACUACGGAUCCCCUUAAUAAUUACGUAACACUUUCCGGACCCCCUCCCCCUUAAGAUCCCGAAAGUUGUGUGGACCUGUUGAAUAUAAUUAUUAUAGCCCGAUAAAAUUGAGAGUAUUUUCAAUGCCAGUGUGACGAAUAACGUGGAGGAAACGAGAAUGAUACAUUUUGGAUUUUGUGUGUCUUUUACCAAUAGAGAAGGUUACGGAACGCAGUUACUGACCGCUCCUAUCCCGCCACUGUAACGCAGGCUCAUGCACCCUCUCCCUCCUCAUAGCGCUGCGUACUUCAUAAACGCUACCUCGACGGCGAAAAUAUGAGCAAUUCAACAGAUCAUGCUCCAGAAUAUGCACGACUUCUGUCACUGCCGUCCGCCAAUACACGGGCUUUCGCUCCGAAAAUGAGAUCGAAGAUUAUCCUCACCGAUUUUUCUUGCGCAAAAGGGCGCGCACGGCGAGCAUCCGCGAGGAGCAUCAACAGAUUCGCGGACGCUGAAAAUCUUGGCGCGCAAUCAUAUUCAAUUAGCGUCGCCCCCACUCCAUUCGCCCCCCACCCUCGUGCCCCCUGUGCCCCUGACAAGCGCGCGGGAUCAAUCUCGACCCCCGAACGAAGACUUCCA